Drosophila nasuta is the source of this 1613-nucleotide messenger RNA. RefSeq names its product fas-associated death domain protein (gene Fadd). The record is from RefSeq and is a predicted model, not a curated record. Gene Ontology annotation, molecular function: protein binding. Gene Ontology annotation, biological process: signal transduction. Lineage: Eukaryota; Metazoa; Arthropoda; Insecta; Diptera; Drosophilidae. The transcript has a single exon. Bases 164 to 871 code for a protein of 235 amino acids.
ACAGGGCCACACAACAACUGAUCAGCUGUGAAAUGCUUGCAAUAACCGGGGCUACGUUAAGACCAUCACUAUUAAAGUAAAAAACAAACAAGCGCAUUUUGUGCUUCCCAAAAGUUAAUUUACUUAAUUUUUAUAUUUUGUUGUCCUUUUAAUUGUGUUUGUUAUGACUGCGGAAAUGCAUUGGAGCUAUGACAUACUCAAGCAAAUGGCCAUCGAAGGCGCCUCCAAAUCAGACUUGGAAGAUAUGAAGGAGCUGCUGUCCAAUGAAAUUGGAUCUGCACGUAAAAAGGAUCGCAUCCAUACCAUACAGGACUUGAUUGAUUGCCUAGAACGAGGUGAUCAAAUCAACGAGGAGAAUGUGGAUGCUUUUCGUACGAUUGGCAGACAAAACCCGCCAUUGCUGCAGGCUCUAGAUAGCUACCAGAAAGUCCCAUUUACGCGUCCCUUUGUGAAUCAAUAUCGGGAGCAACGUCUCGCGGAUCAAUUAAGACAGCAACUUCACAUUAGUGCAUCCCAUCACAUUGCUCCACCUCAAGCGGUUGUGGCACCACAACCACAGCCACAGAACUAUGUGGUAACUGCUCAAUUCACGGCUGAGAAGCGAGCGGCAAUCUUCAAGAAGAUCUCACAGGAAUGCGGUCGCUCCUGGCGAGAAUUGGGUCGCAAACUAGGCAUUGGCGAAGGCAUCAUGGACGACAUCGAGACCACCUAUCCGCGUGACCUCAAGUCGCGCAUUCUCCGCCUGCUGCAGAUCUUCGAGGAGGAUGAAUGCAACGAUCCACGUCAACUGCUCCUGCAACUCUGUCAAGGACUCGCCGACUGCGGUCGCAAGGAUUUGCGGAAGAAGGUCGAGCAAAUAAUGUCACACUAAUCACAACAAUAAGUCUUCCAAUGUGAUCGCCAUAAACUAAAGAUUUGUAUAAGUCUGUAAGCAAAGCAUUUAGGAAACGUAUUUAAUUUCAAUUUUCCAAAGCAAUAGCAUACCAUAAAUUCCAAUUCAGAAUUAAUUUUGAUUUUCAUCUUGAUCUUUUUAAGAACUAAGCAAAAUUAUUUUUUUACUUAUCGUUCAGGAGUUAAAAUAAUUCCUUUAUCAGUAUGAUUGCAGCUAACCAGUUAAAGGCUCCUCCUUUAUUCAACUUUUAUUUAGUUAAACAUAAGAAAGCAACCAACGCUUAUAAAAAAAAAUUGGAAGUACUGUUAAGUUGUUAGCAUUACACUCGAUGAUAUAGGCAAUUGUCUUCCCUUGCAAAGUUAAUCAAAGAAAGAACGCUAAAAUGACAAUAAUUUUAUAUAAAAAUGGUGCAUGUAAAACAAAAAUAUGUUUGGGUAUACAGUAUUAUGCCAAUAAUUGUAAGUAGAGUACAUUAAAAUUAAAAUGUAUACCCAAUAAUAGUUUUAAUUUUUAAUUAUAAUAAAACCAUUAUCGUUAUUACAUUGUCUGACUAGUCAAAAAUGGAUGAACUUAUCAGCAAUGUAUGAUUAAUUAAAACCGAUAGCGCCUUUUUAUAUAAAAUUUCAAUAUAAAACAAAAAACUAAACUGUCAUAAUCCAAAACAUGUCAAUGCAUCUACAUGCACUAUUAAGCAUUUAUCUUAAAUCAUAUUGCAAUUGUU